Molecule: messenger RNA, 1886 nt
Organism: Cyprinodon variegatus (sheepshead minnow)
Lineage: Eukaryota; Metazoa; Chordata; Actinopteri; Cyprinodontiformes; Cyprinodontidae
Gene: tbxa2r
Product: thromboxane A2 receptor
Exons: 3
Coding region: 278-1405 (375 amino acids)
Biological process (GO): inflammatory response; positive regulation of blood pressure; positive regulation of vasoconstriction
Cellular component (GO): plasma membrane
Molecular function (GO): thromboxane A2 receptor activity
Source: RefSeq, a predicted model, not a curated record
GGAACACAGUCGGCAAAAUGAAGUAAAGAUGAUACAGAGGAACUGCUGAUUUGCAAUCAGCUGGGACUUUUUAGAGGCUGUAUGAUAUUACACACUUUUCUGUGUGUAUUGUUUGCAACACUGUAAAUCAUAGAAGAGGAGCAAGUUGGAAGGGAUAAAAAAAAACAAAAACAACACCUUAACUCUGGAGACCUCUUUUGUGGUUGGAUGAAGUGAUUUUCCCAAACUACAUGUCUUCAAAUCUAAAUUUCAAGAUCAGAAUUUCCACCUGAGCAUCAUGGCCGACUCAAGCAACGUCUCAUCCUGUUAUGCCAACACCAGUACUCCAUAUAUAUAUGCCCCUGCUGUGGGUAAAGUUUAUUACUCAGCCACCUUCACCACUCUGGGCCUCAUCUCAAAUCUUAUCGCCUUUAUUGUCCUGAUCAAAUCCUGCAAGGAGACACGAAACCAAUCACGCUCUUUCUUUCUCAUCUUCCUGGGUGGUCUUGUGGUCACGGAUUUCAUGGGUCUGCUGGUCACUGGCUCUUUUGUGAUCUCAUUCUAUGUUACACAUGUUGAUUGGAGUAAGUCAGAUCCUACCUGCCACUUUUGUAACUUCAUGGGAAUGUCUAUGGUCUUCUAUGGAUUGUGCCCUUUGCUACUUGGUGCCACCAUGGCCAUUGAACGCUUUAUUGGAAUCAACCUCCCAUUUGUACGUUCGUCCCGAGUGUCAAAGAAAAGAACUGUCUCCAUGGUGCUAAUGGUGUGGUUUAUUGCUGGAAGCAUAUCGAUGCUGCCAAUCCUAGGCUUUGGUAGCUACCACAUUCAAACACCUGGCUCCUGGUGUUUCAUCAACAUCACCUCCAAGAGAGGUGACUGGACAUUUGCACUGCUCUUCUCUUUGGUUGGACUAAUCAGCAUUGCUACAUCCUUUUUCUUGAACACUGUGAGUGUGGUGACCCUGAUCAAGUUAUGCUGUGGAGCAGAGAGGAGACAGCGGCGCAGAGACCAUGAAGUGGAAAUGAUGGUGCAGCUCAUACUAAUCAUGACCAUUGCCACAGUAUGCUGGUGCCCCUUACUGGUCUUCAUUGUCACAACAGCCUUGGCCGGGACUGGAUAUACGGUGAAAUAUCUACUCCUCUGGAUCCGCUUCGCUACCUGGAACCAAAUCCUAGAUCCGUGGGUAUACAUCCUGUUUCGGCGGUCAGUUUUACAAAAAGUCAACCCUCGCAUUGAUUGGUCUCAGAGCUCGGUCAGGUCUUUGUAUCCAUCAUUUCGUGAAAACGUCCGUAGGUUCACCCGGUCUUCAGUGGGGAGCAACCUGGGCUCAGAUCUCCCCGAAAGUAAUGAAAAAUCCAAUUCUACGCCCUCAUCACCAACAUCGCCAUCCUCACCGACUCCAUUGUUGGUUGGAUCAGAGUCAUAAAUUCAACAGACUAAUAGAAGUGUCCAACUAACUGUAAUGGAAAAUGUAAUGAGGAAAACUAGCAUGGUUGCACCAGCAAUGUGAAAUUAAUUAAACUUCUUAUAGAACAGGUAAUAUUUCAAAUGUCUGAUAUUAUCACUUAAUCACCAUUAGAACCUAAUAUAAGGUUUAAGAACUAUUAUAUUUACAAAGAAAUAGAAAAUUUUACGAUUAUUCAAAAUUGUACUUCACUGGCACACAAGUAAAGCUAAGAAUGAGGUGUCCAAGCUGAGAGUUUUUGUUAUCUAAUGUACUUUUAUCCUACUCUAUAGCAGCUAACACAUUAUGUUAGAGAUAUGCCUCACUGUUAUAAUUAACAGGAAUAUAUACAUGUAUAGAUAUUGGAUGCUUAACUUCAAAAACAAUAAAAUGGUCUUUAUAAGCUUGUUUGAUAUUUAGAAUUUUGUUAAUUGUCAGCUGCCCAUCCAUCCAUCCAUCCAUC